AUGACGAAGAGACCGGACAGAGUGGUUCUCUUGCUCGUUCUGCUCAUCAUCUUUGGAGGCGCCGCGACCGGUCUCACAUUUGCACCAUGUUAUGCGACGCUUUGCCCGGAAGACUUCUUCUCUUUCGAAUCGAGGAUCCAUGUUGCGAUAUUCUACGGCAUGCUCGGCGCCGUCAUCUUGCUUCUUCUACUGGGCUCGUCAUUUCGAGCCGUGGAGAGAAGUGGCAACCUCACUCUGAUCUCUUCUCUGCCGCUCAUCCACAAAAGAGUUACUCUCGGUGGACUCACCGUUGUCGUUUGGAUUGCCUGCGCUACAAUGGCGACCACCGCAAUGUGGCUGCCCGCGCACUGGCGAUACUGGGGAGAGCGUACGGAUCCGCUCAACUGGAUGUCGGCCAAGAUCGCCCUCACCGUCACGGGAGUCACUGGUCAUUACGCCGACAUACUUCUUGGGCUGUCCAUCGUCCCGGUCUCGAGAAACAGUCUCCUCGGCCAUGCCUUUGGAGUUCAUCAGAGCACGCUGCUGUAUGCGCACAAGCUCGCCACGUACAUGUGCACCCUUGCAGUCCUCGCCCACGGUGUAGGCUACGGUAUCUUCGCCUUGAACCCUAGCAAAGACGAAGAUGAAGCAAAGCUGCAACUGUUCAGCAACGGCAACCCGACAAUGACCGAGCUCGAGAGUCACAAACGGAGCGCAUGGUACGGGACAGUGACAUACACGGGCGUGGGCACCUUCGUCUGCAUGCUCAUGAUCGUCGUCACCGCGCUGCCCAGAUUCCGGCGGCUACACUAUAACACCUUCUACAACGCCCACAUCGUCUGCAGCGUCGUCACGUUCGUCGGCGCGAGCAUCCACGCCAGCUCAGACUUUUACCUCCUGCUCCCAGGGCUCUCCCUCUGGGUGGCCGACUGGGCCUGGCGGCUCUUCCGCGGAGAGGGCGGCUCGCUGCGCACGCAAGCUGCCGUCUUGGAAAACGCCGGCAGCGGGUGGUACCGCGUCUCGCUCGGGGCGAGGGCCAAGUUCGAGCUCGACUCGGCGUCGGAAGCGGAGAGCUCCGCGCCGGCGGAGGGGUGGCCGCUGGCUCUGUACUAUCUCAGCAUACCGUCCGUCAGCAGGCUCCAGAGCCACGCAUUCACGGCCGCGGUGUCGAGCACCUCACAGUCCGGGCCGGUGUUCUUGUUCCGACGGUCGCAGGGUAAGAAGUCGCAGAAGGCAUUGGAAAAGGAGUGGACCUGGGCGGUGGGCUCUUUGGUAGGCAGUGCCGGGCUCCAGCGGCAGCUCGGUGUUCGGAUCGAGGGGCCGUAUCAGCCUACGGACACGGGUCUUGCCCUCUGGUGGCUGAAGACGAGGAGCAUGGCGGGAGAUACCAAGUUCAGUCUCGUGUGGACCGUCCGCGAGCGCGAGUCUGUCAAUGUUCAAGAAUGGUUUGACCUCGUGAAGACGGCGGAGUCUCGGACGAACAUAACGGUCUCGGCGCAUGUCAGCGCGGAGAUGGGACGGCUGGAUCCGCUGGCGUUCAUCCGCCAGAGUCUUGGCCUUGGCCUGGGCAUGGUGACGGACGGACGUGAGAAGGGGGCAGUGUCUACCGGGACAGCUUGGGUGUACAGCUCUGGGCCUGGAGGCCUCCUCCAGGCUACUCAAAAGGCGUGCCAAGCUACAGACAAGGAUGUUCGUAGAUUGGUCAGAGAUCAGGCUCCUGUUUCAGUGAGAGACAUCAGUUGGUACAUUGCCAAGUGGGAGGUUUAG
Molecule: messenger RNA, 1746 nt
Organism: Colletotrichum gloeosporioides
Lineage: Eukaryota; Fungi; Ascomycota; Sordariomycetes; Glomerellales; Glomerellaceae
Exons: 3
Coding region: 1-1746 (581 amino acids)
Cellular component (GO): plasma membrane
Source: RefSeq, a predicted model, not a curated record